AUGGACGCCACUGCGCCUCAGCAGCAACCUCUGAUACCAUCUACCGAGACCCCGAAUGCUCAGAAGGUUGACAACGGACAGAUUGAUCGCGUCCUGAGACAAAAGCGGAAACAGCAUGAGUCGAGGUCUUGUGUCCCGUGCAAGCGCCGCAAAGUAAGGUGCGAUAAUAACAAGCCUUGCACAACAUGCAAGAAGCGUGGACAUCCUGAGAUCUGUGUAUACGAAGCUUCAAGGCCUUCGAGACGCGCGACUCCGGUGCAAAGAAGUGUGUAUAACACAGAGAUACCUGCUCAUCCACUGAGAUUAUCCACUGCCCCAGCAGCAUUGGGAGCUCCUGAGCCACAUCUUGAGGGAACCAACCGUCAUUCAAGCCCAUCAGAGGCCUAUUCCAUCGCAUCCAUCGCGCAGGCAAAGGCGCAGCAGACCGAUGGCGAGGAAUUGGCACGAGAUGUAGGGUCUGUAUUGGGGCUACAGAACAGUCUGGCUUCUUACCCGUUCAUGGACCUCGCGUCUUCCACUGAGCGUUGGUGUGGGUUGCUGCAGGUGAUACCACAUCGGCAAGAGAUCUUGUCGUUGUUUCCGAUCUUCCAGAUGCGGGUGUUCCCUUUCAAUCCGCUACUCGUUGAUAUGGACCAGUUUGAAUUAGACGUGCACGCUUAUUUACGAGCCUACACAGCGGGCGAGUUUAAAUCCACGACAAUUUCAAAGGAAUGGGGGAAUGAGCAAGCAAUCGGCUUGAUCAGCCUGAUUCUUGCCGUCUUAUCCAAUGCGGCACAUUUUUCAGAUCUCGUUGGACCCGACAGAUCUCGUGUCUGUUAUGAUCUUGCGCGAAGGUCUUUCCAGGCGUUGCGACUCGCGAACUUCUUGUUCCGUCCGACCCAGGAAAAUGUUCAGACAAUGUUGGUCUUGGGGAACAUGCUUCAGAACACUGGACAGUCUGAUGCAGCUUGGGCAUCGCUGGGUACCACGGCUCGCCUUGCUCAAACUCUCCACUUCCACGCUAGAGGGAACAGGAUGAACAUCCCAGAAACAGUGAAGCUCAAAGCGAGAACUUGCUGGUCAAAUAUCAUAUGGCAGGAUACUCUGCUCAGUAUGUGUCACGCUCGACGCCCAUUGGCGAUAAUAAAUGCGCCUGUACAUGUCGAUUUAGAUUGCGAGGGCUCCGAACUUACCUAUUAUGGUUUCAUGCAUGCUCUUUGUCGAAUCUCCAUAGCAGUGCUGAACAACGGUUCCCCUGACGUUGACGGCGUCACAACUAUGCUUGAGCAACUUGAUACGCUGCACCGGAAAACGAAACGCUAUUUGGAAGACCAUGAUCAAUGUAGAUCAAGUCUAGAACGCCUCCAACAUCUAGCAUUAAAGAUGCACAAGUGCUUCUUGGUCACGUUUCUGUGCCGACCAGAAAUUCGAAAUGCCAACCGCUCGUUGAACCAUCCACCAAUAACAUUGUCACAGAAACAGCUGCGCCUCCGGGAGCGUGCUGAAAACAACCUCAUCGAAGCGACGAAGACGUUCCUCGAGUUCAGCGCGGUGAGCACGGUGCCACUACGGAGCUGGUCCAUGGUGCAUACCGCGUUAAGUUCCGUAUUGCUCCUCUGCAUAUGGGAAGAGACAAGGGUGAAGCCUGAGUGUCGGUAUCUGAGGGAGAAGGUUAUUGAGGCAUUCUCGUCUCCAGAAUCCAACAACGCGGAUGAUCUGGCAUCAGCUGAUGGGGUCACCCAGUGGUUAUCGUCUAGGCACAUCCACGCGCUGGUGACUCUUAAAGAUGCAUUUACAGCUGGCGACUCCGGGUUGCAAGUUGACUACAACGCUCUGCAGGGUUGGAACAGUGCAGACCUUGGACAAUCUGGAUUUGUACCAGACCUUGAUGCUGACUGGGACCCUUUCGCUGAUUAUGCAAAUGGCUUUGAUCAAAGCGUUCCUUACGACCCCGGAGCGACGGAUAUGGGGUUGCCGGCCAUGGAAAUGUCCCCCACGAACUACCUCAACUACAUCAUGGGAGGUGCCAUUUAG
This is a messenger RNA of Exophiala spinifera, 2013 nucleotides long. RefSeq lists its product as uncharacterized. Gene Ontology annotation, biological process: regulation of DNA-templated transcription; DNA-templated transcription. The coding region runs from base 1 to 2013 and encodes 670 amino acids. The transcript has 5 exons. The record is from RefSeq and is a predicted model, not a curated record. Lineage: Eukaryota; Fungi; Ascomycota; Eurotiomycetes; Chaetothyriales; Herpotrichiellaceae. Gene Ontology annotation, molecular function: zinc ion binding; DNA binding; carboxy-lyase activity.